This is a messenger RNA of Medioppia subpectinata, 620 nucleotides long. NCBI's taxonomy places the organism in Eukaryota, Metazoa, Arthropoda, Arachnida, Sarcoptiformes, Oppiidae. The record is from the annotation of a GenBank genome assembly.
UUGGCGCUACGCCUCUGUAUCGCAUGGUUUCGUUAAUGUGAGAGAACUCGAGCAAUAAGGUGGCGAUCAGUGAAUUGCAUAAAACCUAUGGACCGAUGCUUACAAUAUGGAUGGGUUGGACACCAAUGGUAUACAUAAGUGAUUAUAAUUUAGUCAAAACGGCGUUCACUGCGAAAGACAACGCUUUGAUGGGAAGAGUGAGAAGUGGUUUCGCUUUGGCACAGAUUGGCAAACAUCAGGACAUACUUCAGACAGACUACGGGUCCGUUUGGGCCAGUCUUAGACGCGUCUCACACUCGGCGGUCAGAAAAGUGGCUGUAAGUGAAAAACUACACGAAUUAGUAGCAGAUGUGGUCGACUCGAGCGCACACACCAUGAAAAAGACUCACCCAUUGGGCGCACCCUUUGAUCCCAAGUGCUAUCUCUAUCACUCGGUUAUGGCUAUACUCGCGUCCACUGCCUUCGGGAAGCGAUAUCAAUUAGACGACAAAGAGCUGGCAUUUUAUGGCGAGAGUCUUGAGUUCAUGCAAAGCCGGACGAGUCUAUUGGCGGCCAUCGAUCGCAUACCACUCUUAAGACUGAUCCCAAUUUUUUUAUACUCUAAACUUAAAAAAUUUUAA